Molecule: messenger RNA, 444 nt
Organism: Sphenostylis stenocarpa
Lineage: Eukaryota; Viridiplantae; Streptophyta; Magnoliopsida; Fabales; Fabaceae
Source: the annotation of a GenBank genome assembly
AUGUCAAGUCUACAGAUGUGUCAUGUGGAUUUGGAGCAAGGGAGUCACCAGCGUUCUGUGAGUGGCAGUGACAUGAGCAUGUGCUUUUCUGAUGCUGAUAAUGGUUCAUGCUACUCCCAUUUCUACUCAACAAAUGGUGACCCUUAUGAUGAUUACACCUUUUCUUGUGUUUCUGAUGCUGAGGAUGGGGGUGCUGCUGAUUCCAGGAGGACUUCUUCUGUUACAGAUUGUUCAGUAGAACUGGAAAUUGAAGGUGGGGUUUCUGAAAUUAAGGUGCAUUUGGCCAAAGUGGAGAGGGAUUGCAGGAUUUGUCAUCUUGGUUUGGAGAGUGAUAGUCAAGAAUCUGGAGUUCCCAUUGAAUUGGGAUGUUCUUGUAAGGAUGAUUUGGGUGCUGCUCACAAGAACUGUGCUGAGGCUUGGUUCAAGAUUAAGGGGAAUAGGUGA